CAUUUUAUCUCCCAUUUUUGUUUUCACUAAUAUCUUACGUAGGCUAUACUAAGAUUAUUUGUGGUUCAGGUGCAAACAUGUGGGCAGAAGAUGACUUGGGCCCAGGUGCUCCACCAUGCCUCCAGAGUUAUACAGCUCCAGAAGAAGGCAAAGUCUAUAUAAUGUAUCAUGGCACAUCCGUACAGGCUGCGCUAAAUAUUUUCAAAGAGGGUUUUCAGCAGUCUGUUGAUGGCAUGCUUGGACCUGGUGUCUACCUCAGCCGAGAUCUAAAGAAGGCCUCCAGAUACCCUUUACAUCUACCUGAGUAUCUGAGAGGGAUUGUGAGAGUAAAAGUCAAUGUUGGGAGAGUAAAGAAGAUUGACUAUCAAGGUCAUCCAAUGCAGAAAACCUGGCAUGAUCACGGGUACGACACUGCCUGGUGUCCUCCAUACUGUGGCAUGGUGCCAAGUGAUCUUGAAGAAGACUGUGUUUGGGAUCCAAGACGAAUCACUGACAUUGAUUUAAUUAGUCCAAUGCAAGAGGAGCAAAGUUCUUUACCAGUAGAAGGUAAAGUCUACAGAAUGUAUCAUGGCACAUCAAGAGAGAAUGCUGAAAAAAUCAAAGUCUCUGGCUUCAAGCAGUCUUCUGGUGGCAUGCUUGGACCUGGUGUCUACCUCAGCCGAGAUCUAAAGAAGGCCUCCAGAUACCCUCUGGAUCUACCUGAGAACGAGAGAGUGGUUCUGAGAGUGAAGGUCAAUGUUGGGAGAGUGAAGAAGAUUGACCGUCAAGGUCAUCCACUGCAGAAAACCUGGCACGAUCAAGGGUACGACACUGCCUGGUGUCCUCCAAACUGUGGCAUGGUGUCAAGUGGUCUUGAAGAAGACUGUGUUUGGCAUCCAAGACGAAUCACUGUCAUUGAUUUAAUUAGUCCAAUGCAAGAGGAGCAAAGUUCUUGUAGAAGCUGUUUUGUCCAAGUACACAAGAAGCUGUUGAACACAAACUCCAACCGGCAGGUCGCGGUGCACAAUGCAGCCUGCCAGCCAGGUCCAUGCGGGAAGCGCGGGGGCCUCCGUCGGCAUGGGCUCAUCCCGCGGAGAGGGAGCCGCCGGCCUGCUCACUGGUCGCUGGGUGCCCUUCGGCGCGCAUCGCUCCUGGACCACCCUCCGGGGAAACGGUGGCGCUCGCUCCCCAGCAUCCUGAUGUUGGGCCGCAUCCGCCAGCUCGACAGCCUCCACGACCUCCAAGGUGGUGGUUGGGUUCCUCAUUCCAACUGCCUGUCCAUGAGAUCGGGGAAGGGCUCGGAGAAGACGGUCUAUCACCACGCGUUCCGCCACCUGUCCAGCCGAUGGAGCCCCCUCCAGCAGCCAGUGCUGCGCGAGUCGGCUGAGAACGAGAGAGUGGUUCUGAGAGUGAAGGUCAAUGUUGGGAGAGUGAAGAAGAUUGACUAUCAAGGUCAUCCAAUGCAGAAAACCUGGCACGAUCAGCGGUACGACACUGCCUGGUGUCCUCCAAACUGUGGCAUGGUGUCAAGUGGUCUUGAAGAAGACUGUGUUUGGGAUCCAAAACGUAUCACAGUCAUUGGUGAAAUUCGCCCAAAAACACAAGGAGCUCAGGAUCCAUCAGACUGUAAUGUCUAUACAAUGUAUCAUGGCACAUCCAGGGAGGCUGCUGAAAAAAUUAAACGCGAGGGUUUUCGUCCAUCUACUCAUGGCAUGCUUGGACAUGGUGUGUACGAGAGUCAGCACCCCUCGAGUAGUGUGUCCAUGCCACUGCAUCUACCUGAGAACCAGCGAGUGGUUCUGAGAGUGAAGGUCAAUGUUGGGAAAGUCAUAAGGAUUGACCGUCAAGGUCAUCAACAUCAAUAUACCUGGCAUGAUAUGGGUUAUGAUACUGCCUGGUGCCCUCCAAACUGUGGCAUGGUGCCAAGUGGUCUUGAAGAAUUUUGUGUUUGGGAUCCAAGACAAAUCACAGUCAUUGAUGAAAUUCACCCAAUGCCAGUACCUGGAUAACUACUGUUAAUGAAGUCUGUUUUCCCAUCAAGUGUGGCAUUUGUAGUUCUGAAAUGUUUUUUUUGAAAAUGUUAUUUAAAUGUAUAACU
Messenger RNA from Sinocyclocheilus rhinocerous, 2077 nucleotides. RefSeq lists its product as uncharacterized. The transcript is spliced from 7 exons. The record is from RefSeq and is a predicted model, not a curated record. Gene Ontology annotation, molecular function: NAD+ poly-ADP-ribosyltransferase activity. Gene Ontology annotation, cellular component: cytoplasm. NCBI's taxonomy places the organism in Eukaryota, Metazoa, Chordata, Actinopteri, Cypriniformes, Cyprinidae. Bases 78 to 1988 code for a protein of 636 amino acids.